Molecule: messenger RNA, 5961 nt
Organism: Corythoichthys intestinalis (scribbled pipefish)
Lineage: Eukaryota; Metazoa; Chordata; Actinopteri; Syngnathiformes; Syngnathidae
Product: myosin-7-like
Biological process (GO): adult heart development; sarcomere organization; muscle filament sliding
Cellular component (GO): cytoplasm; myosin filament; myosin II complex
Molecular function (GO): microfilament motor activity; ATP binding; actin filament binding
Source: RefSeq, a predicted model, not a curated record
AUGUGGAAUGAAAAGGAACUCGAAUAUAUUUGUGUACAGACAUUACCUUGUCUAUUCUCAGACAGAAGCAAAAUGGGUGACGCAGCAAUGGCAGAGUAUGGAACAGCUGCUCCUUUUCUUAGGAAGUCAGAUAAGGAGCGUUUGGAAGCUCAAACUCGUCCAUUUGACAUGAAGAAGGAGUGCUUUGUUCCAGAUGCUGAGGUUGAGUACGUUAAAGCAUCAGUCACUAAUCGAGAGGGCGACAAAGUCACUGUUAACACUGAGUUUGGAAAGACUGUAACGGUGAAGGAUUGUGACGUGCAUCCUCAGAACCCACCUAAGUUUGAUAAAAUUGAAGACAUGGCCAUGUUCACCUUCCUCCAUGAACCUGCUGUGCUGUUUAACCUCAAAGAACGCUACGCAGCCUGGAUGAUAUAUACCUACUCUGGGCUGUUCUGUGUCACUGUCAACCCCUACAAGUGGCUUCCAGUCUACAACCAAGAAGUGGUUGUUGCCUACAGAGGAAAGAAGAGGAGUGAAGCACCACCUCACAUCUUCUCAAUUUCUGACAAUGCCUACCAAUACAUGCUGGCAGAUAGAGAAAACCAGUCCAUUCUCAUCACAGGAGAAUCUGGUGCUGGGAAGACUGUCAACACCAAGCGAGUCAUUCAAUACUUUGCCAGCAUUGCUGCUGUUCCAAGUGGCAAAAAAGAUCAAGCUGCUGAAAAGAAGGGUACUCUGGAGGAUCAAAUCAUCCAGGCAAACCCUGCUCUAGAGGCUUUUGGUAAUGCCAAGACUAUCAGAAAUGAUAACUCUUCCAGAUUUGGAAAAUUUAUCAGAAUUCACUUCGACAAUCGAGGGAAAUUAUCCUCUGCUGACAUUGAGACCUAUCUUCUUGAAAAGUCGCGUGUGACCUUCCAGCUCAAAGCUGAGAGGGACUACCAUAUUUUCUACCAGAUCUUGUCUCAGGCAAAACCUGAACUUCUCGAAAUGCUGCUCAUCACCAACAACCCCUACGACUACGCCUUCAUCUCCCAAGGAGAGACAACUGUUGCCUCCAUCAAUGACUCUGAGGAGCUUAUGGCUACUGAUGAGGCCUUUGAUGUGCUGGGCUUCACUCAAGAAGAGAAAAAUAGCAUUUAUAAAUUAACCGGUGCCAUCAUGCAUUACGGUAACAUGAAGUUUAAGCAGAAGCAGCGAGAAGAACAGGCAGAAACCGAUGGCACAGAAGAUGCUGACAAAGUUGCUUAUCUUAUGGGCCUGAACUCAGCUGACCUCACCAAAGGUCUCUGUCAUCCAAGAGUAAAAGUAGGAAAUGAGUGGGUCACCAAGGGCCAAAAUGUUGCCCAGGUUUACUAUGCGAUUGGUGCACUGGCCAAGUCAGUAUAUGAGAAGAUGUUUUUGUGGAUGGUGGUCCGUAUUAACCAAUCACUAGACACCAAGCAGGCUCGGCAAUACUUCAUUGGAGUUCUGGAUAUCGCUGGAUUUGAGAUCUUUGAUUUCAACACCUUUGAGCAACUGUGCAUCAACUUCACCAAUGAAAAACUGCAACAGUUUUUUAACCAUCACAUGUUUGUGCUGGAGCAAGAAGAGUACAAGAAGGAAGGCAUUGAAUGGACUUUCAUAGAUUUUGGUAUGGAUUUGCAAGCCUGUAUCGACUUGAUUGAAAAGCCAAUGGGUAUCAUGUCCAUCCUUGAAGAGGAGUGCAUGUUCCCCAAAGCCAGCGAUGCAACCUUUAAAGCUAAGCUCUACGACAACCACUUGGGAAAAUCUAACAACUUCCAGAAGCCCAGAAUUGUCAAAGGAAAAGCGGAGGCUCAUUUUUCUCUUGUUCACUAUGCUGGAACAGUUGACUACAAUAUCAACAACUGGCUGGUUAAGAACAAGGAUCCUCUGAAUGAGACUGUUGUUGGACUUUUCCAAAAGUCUAACCUCAAAUUAUUAUCCCUUCUUUUUGCUGGGUAUGCAGGAGCUGACUCUGCUCAAGAGUCCGGAGGCAAGGGGAAAGGUGGUAAGAAGAAAGGAUCCUCCUUCCAAACUGUCUCUGCUUUACACAGGGAAAAUCUGAAUAAGCUGAUGACAAACUUGAGGUCUACUCACCCCCACUUUGUACGCUGCAUCAUCCCCAAUGAGACCAAGACUCCUGGUGCCAUGGAGAACCCUUUGGUGAUGCACCAGCUGCGCUGUAAUGGCGUUCUGGAAGGGAUCCGAAUCUGCAGAAAGGGCUUCCCCAACAGGAUCCUUUAUGGAGAUUUCAAGCAGAGAUACCGUAUUCUGAAUCCCAGUGCAAUUCCUGAAGGACAGUUCAUUGACAACAAGAAGGCUUCAGAAAAACUGUUAGGUUCUCUAGAUAUUGACCACAACCAGUACAAACUUGGGCACACUAAGGUGUUCUUCAAAGCCGGACUGCUCGGUCAGCUUGAAGAGAUGCGAGAUGACCGAUUAGCACUAGUCAUUACUGGCAUCCAAGCUCGGUCAAGGGGUCUCCUGGCAAGAAUUGAAUUCCAGAAAAUUGUUGAACGGAGAGAUGCAUUACUUGUGAUCCAGUGGAACAUCCGUGCCUUCAUGGGGGUCAAGAAUUGGCCCUGGAUGAAGAUGUACUUCAAGAUCAAACCUCUGCUAAAGUCAGCAGAGACUGAAAAGGAAAUGGCCAACAUGAAGGAAGAGUUUACUAAACUAAAAGAGGCUUACGCAAAAUCAGAAGCCCGGAAAAAGGAACUAGAAGAAAAAAUGGUCACACUUCUCCAAGAGAAAAAUGACUUGCAGCUUCAAGUUCAGGCGGAGCAAGAUAAUCUUUGCGAUGCUGAAGAAAGAUGUGAGGGGCUCAUUAAAAACAAAAUCCAGAUGGAAGCAAAAACCAAAGAGUUAGCCGAAAGACUCGAGGACGAGGAAGAGAUGAAUGCUGAACUAACAGCUAAGAAAAGAAAACUGGAGGAUGAGUGCUCUGAGCUAAAGAAGGACAUUGAUGACUUAGAAUUAACGCUGGCUAAAGUGGAGAAGGAGAAACAUGCCACUGAAAACAAGGUCAAGAACAUGACUGAGGAAAUGGCAGCUUUGGAUGAAAUCAUAGCCAAACUGACCAAAGAGAAGAAAGCCUUACAAGAAGCUCAUCAGCAAACGCUGGAUGACCUUCAGAGUGAAGAAGACAAAGUCAACACUCUGACAAAGGCCAAAUCAAAACUGGAGCAGCAAGUGGACGAUCUGGAAGGGUCCCUGGAACAAGAGAAAAAAAUACGAAUGGACCUUGAAAGGGCAAAGCGAAAGCUUGAAGGGGACUUGAAGUUAGCUCAGGAGAGUCUUAUGGACCUGGAAAAUGACAAGCAACAACUGGAAGAGAGGCUAAAAAAGAAGGAUUUUGAAAUAAACCAACUUUUGGGUAAGAUAGAGGACGAGCAAGCCAUCAGUGCACAGCUCCAGAAAAAAUUAAAGGAGUUGCAGGCACGCAUUGAAGAGUUGGAGGAAGAGCUUGAAGCAGAACGAGCUGCCCGAGCCAAAGUGGAAAAGCAGAGAGCAGACUUAGCCAGAGAGUUGGAAGAGAUCAGUGAGAGGCUGGAGGAAGCAGGUGGAGCCACAUCUGCCCAGAUUGAGAUGAACAAGAAGCGGGAGGCUGAGUUCCAGAAACUCCGCAGAGAUCUGGAGGAGGCCACCUUGCAGCAUGAAGCCACUGCAGCUACAUUGAGAAAAAAACAAGCUGACAGUGUUGCCGACCUGGGGGAGCAAAUUGAUAACUUGCAGAGGGUCAAACAGAAACUGGAGAAGGAGAAGAGCGAACUCAAACUAGAAUUGGAUGAUGUUGUUUCCAAUAUGGAACAUACUGUUAAGUCAAAGAACAAUUUAGAGAAAAUGUGCAGAUCACUGGAAGACCAGAUGGGUGAAUAUAGAACAAAGGCAGAAGAGGGACAGCGUACCAUCAGUGACUUGACCACACACAAAGCCAAACUUCAAACAGAAAAUGGUGAACUUACAAGGCAACUUGAGGAGAAGGAUUCCCUAGUGUCACAACUCACAAGAGGAAAACAAUCAUACACUCAACAAAUUGAAGACCUUAAAAGGCAACUGGAAGAGGAAGUUAAGGCCAAGAAUGCUUUAGCCCAUGCUGUGCAAUCCUCUCGUCACGAUUGUGACCUGCUUAGAGAGCAGUAUGAGGAGGAGCAGGAGGCCAAGGCUGAACUGCAGCGUGGUAUGUCCAAGGCCAACUCUGAGGUGGCCCAGUGGAGAACUAAGUAUGAAACUGAUGCCAUCCAGAGGACUGAAGAACUGGAAGAUGCCAAGAAGAAACUGGCUCAGCGUCUUCAGGAUGCUGAGGAAGCUGUGGAAGCGGUAAAUGCUAAAUGUUCCUCUCUGGAAAAGACUAAGCACAGACUGCAAAAUGAGAUUGAAGAUCUCAUGGUGGAUGUUGAGAGGUCAAACGCCGCCGCUGCUGCUCUAGACAAGAAGCAAAGAAACUUUGACAAGAUCUUAGCUGAGUGGAAACAGAAAUUUGAGGAGUCUCAAGUAGAGUUGGAAAGCUCUCAAAAAGAGGCAAGGUCUUUGAGUACAGAGCUUUUCAAACUGAAGAACUCCUACGAAGAGUCUCUAGAUCACUUAGAGACUAUGAAGAGAGAAAACAAGAAUUUACAAGAGGAAAUAUCUGACCUUACUGAACAAAUCAGUGAGGGUGGUAAGAGUAUCCAUGAACUUGAGAAGAUACGAAAGCAGUUGGAACAGGAGAAGUCUGAAAUUCAUUCUGCUUUGGAAGAGGCAGAGGCCACACUAGAGCACGAGGAAGGAAAGAUUCUAAGAGCACAGCUUGAGUUCAGUCAGGUGAAGGCUGACAUUGAGCGCAAGCUGGCCGAAAAAGAUGAGGAGCUGGAUCAAGCCAAGAGAAAUCAACAGAGAAUUGUAGACAACCUUCAGAGCUCCCUUGAGGCCGAGACCCGAAGCAGGAAUGAGGCCCUUCGUUUGAAAAAGAAGAUGGAGGGAGACCUCAACGAAAUGGAGAUUCAGCUAAGUCAGUCCAACAGGCAGGCAGCUGAGGCGCAGAAGCAACUCAAAUCUGUUCAUGCACUUUUGAAGGAUUCCCAACUCCAACUUGAUGAGUCCGUCCGUGCUAAUGAUGAGCUCAAAGAGAACAUCGCUAUAGUGGAGAGACGUAACAACCUCAUUCAGGCUGAACUGGAAGAACUUCGGUCUGCUCUUGAGCAAACUGAGAGAGGGCGUAAACUUGCUGAGCAAGAGUUGCUGGAUGUUAGUGAGAGAGUGCAGCUACUGCACUCACAGAACACCAGCCUGCUAAACCAAAAGAAGAAACUGGAAGCUGAUACAACCCAGCUUCAAAGUGAGGUUGAAGAUGCAGUCCAGGAGUGCAGAAAUGCUGAAGAUAAGGCCAAGAAGGCAAUUACUGAUGCUGCUAUGAUGGCAGAAGAGCUAAAGAAAGAGCAAGACACCAGUGCUCACCUAGAGCGUAUGAAGAAGAACAUGGAUCAAACCAUCAAAGACCUGCAGCACCGUCUGGAUGAAGCUGAACAAAUUGCAAUGAAAGGGGGGAAAAAGCAGGUGCAGAAGCUUGAAGGCAGGAUCAGAGAGCUGGAAAGUGAAUUGGAAAUCGAACAAAGAAAAUCCAGCGAUGCAGCCACGGGAGUACGCAAGUAUGAGAGACGCGUCAAGGAGCUAUCCUACCAAACAGAAGAGGAUCGUAAGAAUCUGGCCCGUCUUCAAGACUUGGUGGAUAAACUUCAGUUGAAAGUAAAAUCAUACAAGAGGAGUGCUGAGGAAGCUGAGGAACAAGCCAACAACAAUAUGGUCAAGUUCCGCAAGAUUCAGCAUGAUCUUGACGAGGCCGAAGAGAGAGCUGACAUCGCCGAGUCUCAGGUCAACAAGCUGCGUGCCAAGAGUCGUGAUGUUGGCACAAAGAAAGGACAGAAUGAAGAAUGAAGCCCUGGAUAAUCUUCUGCUUCUGAGUCACCUGCGUCUGACUGGUGGUGAUUCCCUAAGUGUGUUCAG